CGCCUCUUCUCCUCCUCCUGCUCUCCUCCUUGCUCUUUUCCCGACCUGCAUGGAGUGGCCAGGCUUGUUUUCCUCCUCCCAGGAACUGGGUUAAUCUGCCUUUCUUUCCUCCUUGGAUGUGGAUGGAGCCACUGGGGAAAGUCCUGCGCAGGAUGGGAGGCCCGCCUCUGCUCUUGGGCGCCUGGAGACCUUUCUCCUCCUCUACCACCACCUCCUCCUCCUUCCUGGAGAUGAAUACCUGGCUGCUCUUUUACGGAUUACUCUACCUGGUGCUCUAUGCCCAAGUCUCCCAGGCCAAGCCUUGCGAGAGGACCUCCUGCUUCGCCGGGCGAUGUGUCAACGCCACCUGCCUCUGCGACCAGGGCUGGGUGGGAGACCUCUGCCAGCAUUGCCAAGGCAGGUUCAAGUUAACUGAACCUUCUGGAUAUUUAACAGAUGGACCAAUAAAUUAUAAAUAUAAAACUAAAUGUACAUGGUUAAUUGAAGGAUAUCCUAAUUCAGUUUUAAGAUUAAGAUUCAAUCACUUUGCUACAGAAUGUAGCUGGGACCAUAUGUAUGUUUACGAUGGAGAUUCAAUAUAUGCACCUUUAAUAGCUGUAUUUAGUGGUCUUAUAGUUCCUGAAGUACGUGGAAAUGAAACUGUACCUGAAGUAGUUACUACAUCUGGCUAUGCAUUGCUACACUUUUUUAGUGAUGCUGCUUAUAAUUUAACAGGAUUUAAUAUUUUCUACUCAAUUAAUUCAUGUCCCAAUAACUGCUCAGGGCAUGGGAAGUGUACAACAAGUAGCUCAAUUCCAAGUCAAGUAUAUUGCGAGUGUGACAAAUACUGGAAAGGAGAAGCCUGUGAUAUUCCGUACUGUAAAGCUAACUGUGGAAGCCCUGACCAUGGCUACUGUGAUCUAACUGGAGAGAAGCUGUGUGUUUGUAAUGAUAGCUGGCAAGGUCCCGACUGUUCUUUGAAUGUUCCUUCUAUGGAAUCAUACUGGAUUCUGCCUAAUGUGAAGCCAUUUAGUCCAUCUGUAAGCCGUGCUUCUCAUAAAGCCGUUCUACAUGGCAAGUUUAUGUGGGUGAUUGGUGGAUAUGCAUUCAAUUACAGUACUUUCCAGAUGGUAUUAAACUAUAAUUUGGAAAGCAGCAUCUGGAAUGUGGUACCUGUGUCAAAAGGGCCCCUUCAAAGAUAUGGACACACCAUUGCUUUAUAUCAGGAUGACAUUUACAUGUAUGGAGGCAAGAUUGAAACAAAUACCGGGAAUGUCACUGAUGAAUUGUGGAUUUUCAACAUACCCAGUCAGAUCUGGAGUACCAGAAUCCCAGCAGUCCUUGUUCAUGGCCAGCAAUAUGCAGUUGAGGGUCACUCUGCACACAUAGUGGAGCUGGACAGCAGGGAUGUUGUCAUGGUCAUCAUUUUUGGUUACUCUGUAAUAUAUGGUUACACCAGCACCGUGCAAGAAUACUAUAUCAGGUCAAAUUCUUGGCUUGUACCAGAAACAAAAGGCGCAAUUGUGCAAGGUGGAUAUGGCCAUACCAGUGUCUAUGAUGGUACAACAAAGUCCAUUUAUGUCCAUGGAGGAUACAAAGCAUUGCCGGGUAAUAAAUAUGGAUUGGUUGAUGACCUUUACAGAUAUGAAGUUAAUACGAGGACAUGGACAAUUUUGAAAGAGAGUGGUUUUGCUAGAUAUCUCCAUUCAGCCGUCUUGAUCAGUGGAGCCAUGCUAAUUUUUGGUGGAAACACGCAUAAUGAUACUUCACUGAGUAAUGGGGCAAAGUGUUUUUCUGCUGAUUUCCUGGCCUAUGACAUUGCUUGUGAUGAAUGGAAAAUUCUACCUAAACCUAAUCUUCAUCGGGAUGUGAACAGAUUUGGUCACUCUGCAAUUGUCAGCAAUGGGUCUAUGUACAUAUUUGGAGGCUUUUCAAGUAUCUUGUUGAAUGAUAUUCUCGUGUACAAACCUCCCAACUGUGAGGCAUUCAGAGAUGAGGAGCUUUGUAAAACUGCUGGCCCAGGCUUAAGGUGCUUAUGGAACAAAAAUCACUGUGCGUCAUGGGAAUCUGGAUAUGCUAAUAAUAUUUUGAGAGCAAAAUGUCCCAAGAGAACAGCUGCAGCAGAUGACAGAUGUUACCGAUAUGCAGACUGUGCCAGCUGUACUGCCAAUACAAAUGGCUGCCAGUGGUGUGAUGACAAGAAGUGCAUUUCAGCAAAUAGCAACUGCAGUGUUUCAGUGAAAAAUUACACCAAAUGCCAUGUAAGAAAUGAACAGAUAUGCAAUAAACUGACCAGCUGUAAGAGUUGUUCACUAAAUCUCAACUGCCAGUGGGACCAGCGACAGCAAGAAUGUCAAGCUUUGCCAGCUCAUCUGUGUGGAGAAGGAUGGAAUCAUGUUGGAGAUGCAUGUCUCCGUAUAAACUCCAGUCGUGAGAAUUAUGACAAUGCCAGACUUUACUGCUAUGGUUUAAAUGGAAUCCUUGCUUCAUUGACAACUUCAAAAGAAGUGGAAUUUGUUUUGGAUGAAAUACAGAAGUAUACACUCCAGAAAAUAUCACCCUGGGUUGGUUUGCGUAAGAUCAAUAUCUCUUAUUGGGGAUGGGAUGAUAUGUCUCCUUUUACAAACACUACGUUGCAAUGGCUUCCCGGAGAACCAAAUGACUCUGGAUUCUGUGCCUAUCUUGAAAGGGCUGAAGUUGCAGGUCUGAAAGCAAAUCCAUGUACAGCUGUGGCUGAUGGUCUUGUGUGUGAGAAACCUGUUGUUAGUCCAAAUCAAAAUGCCAGACCAUGUAAGAAACCAUGUUCUUUAAGGACAACCUGUUCCAACUGCACAAGCAGUGGCAUGGAGUGCAUGUGGUGUAGUAGCACAAAACGAUGUGUUGACUCAAACGCCUACAUAAUCUCCUUUCCAUAUGGACAGUGUCUAGAGUGGCAGACAACCACCUGUUCUCCUCAAAACUGCUCUGGGUUAAGGACUUGUGCACAGUGUUUGGAACACCCUGGUUGUGGAUGGUGCAAUGAUCCCAGUAACACAGGCAAAGGCCAUUGUGUGGAAGGGUCUUCAAGAGGACCAGUGAAGCUGAGUGGAUUGCAUUCUACUGAAAUGGUUCUUGACAACAAUCUCUGUCCCAAAGAGAAAAAUUUUGAAUGGUCUUUCAUCCAGUGCCCAGCUUGCCAGUGCAAUGGUCAUAGUACCUGUGUUAAUGGCAAUGUUUGCGAUCAAUGCAAAAACCUAACCACAGGAAAACAGUGUGAAACAUGUAUGCCAGGAUAUUAUGGAGAUCCAACAAAUGGAGGGCAGUGCACUGCUUGCACGUGCAGUGGACAUGCAAAUAUAUGUCAUAUGCAAACAGGAAAAUGCUUCUGCACAACUAAAGGGAUCAAAGGAGACCAGUGUCAACUUUGUGACUCUGAAAACAGAUACCUUGGUAAUCCACUCAGGGGAACAUGUUACUAUAGCUUACUGAUUGAUUAUCAGUUUACCUUCAGUUUAUUACAAGAAGAUGAUCGCUAUCACACUGCCAUCAAUUUCAUUGCAAGUCCUGAACAGUCAAACAAGAAUUUGGACAUAUCAAUUAAUGCAUCAAAUAACUUUAACCUGAAUAUCACUUGGUCCAUUGGCUCUACAGCUGGAACAAUAUCUGGAGAAGAGGUCCCUGUGAUUUCAAGGGCUAAUAUCAAGGAAUACAGAGAUAGUUUUUCCUGUGAAAAGUUCAACUUCAGAAGCAACCCAAAUAUCACUUUCUAUGUAUAUGUCAGCAACUUUUCAUGGCCAAUCAAAAUACAGAUCGCGUUUUCACAACACAACACCAUCAUGGACCUGGUGCAGUUUUUUGUCACAUUUUUCAGUUGUUUCUUGUCAUUGCUGUUGGUGGCUGCUGUGGUCUGGAAAAUCAAACAAACCUGCUGGGCUUCUCGACGGAGAGAGCAACUUAUGCGGGAGCGACAGCAGAUGGCCAGCCGUCCCUUUGCUUCUGUGGACGUCGCACUUGAAGUCGGAGCUGAGCAAACAGACUUUCUACGAGGGCCAUUGGAGGGUUCUCCAAAACCCAUCGCCAUUGAGCCUUGCUCAGGAAACAAAGCAGCAGUACUUACUGUGUUUUUAUGCCUGCCAAGAGGAUCGUCUGGAGUCCCCCCACCAGGUCAAUCAGGACUGGCAAUUGCAAGUGCACUAAUAGACAUUUCACAACAGAAGCCCUCAGAGUGUAAAGAUAAGAGUCUGGGAGUAAGAAAUCGAAAACAUCACCUUUCAACACGCCAAGGGACUUGCGUCUGAGAUGAAGAGAAUGCAUUUGUAUAUUCUGUAAUGUUUUCUUUUUCUUUUUAAAAGAGCUUCCAUGGUAAGCUAAACUACAGCCUCAGUUUUUAUGGAGGCAACCUCUGAUGGUGGUAAGGAUGAUGGUAAGAAGUACCAGACUUGGAUGGAUUAAGAACUUCUUCCUGCUGCGCCCCCAAAGUAGGGCAUUCUGAAGGGCCAAUGUGAAUAUAAUGGAUGAACUUCGGGAAAAGAUUCUGAAAUCCAUUACGAUAUAAAAACAACUAUUUCUCCAUAUUUGUUGUUAUGCAUAUCAGGAGGAGGGGAAAAACAUUGGAAAAGAUUGUACAUUGUUUUAUAAUGUGGAAGGAAAUAUAUCACUGAAAAUUAAAGUACUUUCAAAGAACUCGUUAUAUUGUUAGAAGACUUGAGUUGUUCAGUUUCUCAGCUUGAUCAGCAUUAAGAUACAUACACUUAAAACAUGUGCUGGAAUUAUUAGGGAUAUAAAUAUUAUUAGUAUUGCCCAGAUAUGAUGUCAAAAUUUAAAUUAGAUGGUAGGUGGAUAUCAAAAGUGUAUUUUAAUGAGGGAAAUAUUAAAAACAAAACAUAUAUAUUUCAGUUAAUAACAUUCUGGAUUUAUGAAUAUCAAGAAUUUCCAGAUUCCAAAGCACCCGGCAGCAGUCCAAGUUGAAACAGGAUGAAGAGUGGACUUUAAUGCUCUACUUCAUAAGGAUUCAGUAUGGAGAAAACAGGAGAGAGUGCGUGGCUGUCUUCCAUGCCAAUGAACUAACUCAUUAUCGGAGCUGAUUGAGUGUAGAAAAGCCUGUCCAACAGCCAAGAUUCCCUUUUUCGUUUUGCAUCAACCAUUUCUAAAAUUGAAGAACUCUUUAUUGCAGUGCAGCAUCGCAUUUGAUUCUGUUACUCUUAAUAUAACAUUGAAGGCCGAAAUCACAUGUAGAUUUAAGCAUCCUGGAGGCCAUUGAUUUCAAUAGACUUAAAUGUCCCUGAGUUUGCAGCGAAGUGUAGUCCCGGUCUCUAGUGUUUAAAUCAUAGCAGCAGAAUGCCGCCCUGACCACCACUGACCCCUUUAUCACAGCUAUUAAAAAUCCUCCCUUCUCCAACCAACAGACUCCUGCACUCAUCGUUUUUUAUCCCUCCUCUUAAAAAAUUCACUGCACCCUAAAUCACAAAUCGGUCUACAACUCUCUGAUAGUCUGUAGACAGUUCUGUUGCUCAGGGCUUUUGGAAUGGCUUUUCUGUACUGGGGUCACCAAAUUGUUAUAUAGCAGCAAAAAGCUAAAUGGAAAUCAUUGUCUAAAUAUUUGAGAGGGUGGGGGGAAGCUACUAAGCAGCUUUGCUGCCUUAUAAUCAUGAGAUAGAAUUGUGUGCACAGCCUUUUUGUCUGUGGAAAGAGUUCUCCAACUUGCAGAAGGGCUACCUUUCAGAAAAUCAGUAUUCUUUUGCAGUUUCCCCAGCCCCUCCAAAACAGUCCAUUCUAUUUAGGGAGACCUUUUGCAGAUGAUGGUAGCAGCAGGUCAACCUCACUGAUAUUUUGGCCCCACUGGCCUUCAGUGAAGAGAAUGUUGGAUUCGCUGAUGUGAGAUCACAUCAAGUUAAACAUUCUAUGCUUCCUGACUGAAAUGUACAAUUUGAAGAGGAUGUAAAUUGAGAUCUGCUUAUGGGCAGAUUACAAAAUCCAAUAGUCUUACUAGAACUUCCCAAGAGCGGCAGAACCUAGUUUACAGGCUUGCCGGCAUGAGAGGUAUCCAGAGAGGUAUGAAUUCUUACCUGCAGUGGAGUUGCAGUAAGGAAGAUAGUUAUACAAAUAUGAUUGAUGUAAACUAUUAUAUCUGCAUUUUUUUAAUUUUCAUUUUUUUCUAAAAGGGGAAAACAUUUCACUGUUUACACUUUGAUUACAUAGUUACUCGCAUGCCAAGGUGGUGCAGUAGCAGUAAUAACGCCCUGUUUGUGAGUUGGGUAGUGUUUCUUUUGUAAUAUCAUUUUACUACUUCAUAUGGAUGAGGACUGAAUGUACAAAAAGAAAGACAUUAAAUGGAACUGCUGUACAGUAUCUAGUUCCCUCUCAUCCAAAACUAUGAGGUUCCGUUUGAUCAUGAUUGCUCUGCUCUUUUGAUUAGUUGCACAUUGAUAAAUUAUGCUGGCAUGAUUGUUGGGAUAUUUUCACAUCUCAAAAGGAGACUAAUUCUUAUGCUAAAGUUACGUUGUCACAGUGUGAUUAUUUUUGUUGAUUGUUCUUACCUCACUUUGUUACUAGUCUAAAAGAAAGAGCCCCAUUCUGCAAAGACUUCUGCCCCGGCAAGUCUAUUCAAGUUCUUCCAGAAUAAGGGCAACGACAAAAAAGGAUUCCUGUUGGAAAUUCUUAAUGAACUUUUGUAAGUCCAAAAAGGGUCUUUGAUUUUUUUUGAAAAAAGAAAACCCUUCUGUCAUUGUAAUGUUGAUUUGCUUAAAGAAAAAAGUCAUUAGGAUUGGCAUGUAUGAACAGUGAGAUGAUUAUUUGAAGAAAGACAAAAGAGAAAUAAAAGACUUGGCUGUAAACUUU
Anolis sagrei ordinatus is the source of this 6795-nucleotide messenger RNA. RefSeq names its product attractin like 1 (gene ATRNL1). The record is from RefSeq and is a predicted model, not a curated record. Lineage: Eukaryota; Metazoa; Chordata; Lepidosauria; Squamata; Anolidae. Gene Ontology annotation, molecular function: protein binding. Gene Ontology annotation, cellular component: Golgi apparatus.